CAGUAGGCAGUGACAACUGACAAAUAGAAUUUGGAAAACGCUAGGUUAUGUUUGAUUAAAAAAUAAAAUAAAAUCAUUUAUCUAUGGAUUUUUGCUGAAAAUCGUCAAUGUUUUUAACUUUUACAGUAAUGUAUUAGUAGUAUUGUACUCACAAAUGCGGUAAGGUACCCUUGGAUUUUCACUGAAUAGGCUAAUAAGAUUUUUAAGUUGAUGCUUUGAUACCGGCCAGAUCUUGCAAAAUAUGAGUGGGGUGCAAAGGAUAUUGAGGCAGUCGCUCUAGUCAUCGACUGUGGUCUGAGCAGCUCCAAAGAUUCACAGUUUCUGGAAAAAUGUAAAGAAUGCGCUACAAACAUAAUAUUAAAAAAGAUCUUCAGCGAGAGCAAAGACGUGUUGAGUGUGAUUGUGUUGGGUUCGGAAGCCACCAGUCAUCCACUGGACAGCGACGGAGGCUACAAGCACAUAGAGGUGGCGCUCCCCUUCAUGGUGGCCUCCUGGGAUCUGGUGACCGCGGUGUCCGGCCUCUCCAUCAACCACAGAGUCACCAACAGCGACUGGUGUGACGCCCUCGUGGUCGCCAUGCAGUGUCUCAAGGAGAAGAUGGAUGACACCAAAAAUAUGAAGAAAGUCAAUCACAUUACGACGGCGAAAUUAGUGAUGCUGAGCUCAUUUAGCCAAGAUGUGGACGACUCAUGUAUGGACAGUGUCGUCUCAGCAAUCAUCAACACUGACAUGGAGGUCAUUUUCAUAGCUCCUGACGAGGUGGCUGAGAGAAUCGAGGAAGAUUCGACGGGCAAAACUCUGUCUCAUGGUGAAAAUGCUCUCAGAAAAGUGAUCGAAAAGACAGGUACAAUGGUAGCAGUCAGUGAAGCCGUGACAAAACUAUCGCACUUUUCACGAAAGAAAACUUCACGAAUGCGUUGGAUAUCGGAAAUUUCAAUUGGCAGCAAAAUCAGUAUUCCUAUCAACGGAUAUAAAAUUAUGAACGAGCCUCUGUUGAAAAAGGAGAAGCGAUGCCUGGCAGAUGGUGCCCUGGUGAAAGCAGACUUCAGCUAUGUGCACGGAGCCGACGAGGUCCCCCGUGAGGACAUCAUCAACGGAUACGUCUAUGCUGACGUCAUCGUUCCUCUAUCAAAGCUGGAUAGGGAAGCUAUGACGUAUCGCCCGGGAGCAAAGGGUCUGUCCAUACUGGGCUUUGUCAAAAAAAGUGCAGUGAAACAACACCACUGGACUGGGAAGUCGGCGUUCUAUGUUAUCGGAGCGCUAAAUGAUGCUAGUGCUGAAUCAGCAAUGGCGGCGUUUGUGCGAGCUUUGUCUGACAUGGGGAUGGUAGCCAUUGCCAGGAAAGUGUACAGUCAGGACAGAGGCCUCAAAGUGGGCGCCCUCUACCCCAAGCCAAGUGCCAAUCCGCCUGCGCUGAUAUUCAUUGAACUGCCCUACUCCAACGAAAUAAGAGCUCUACAGUUCCCGUCUUUGAAGAAGACCAAAGUCACCGAAGAACAGUACGCUGUCAUUGAUAAACUCAUUGAUUCCAUGGACUCCUCUAACCGUGAUGAAGAAGAGGAACAUUACGAUGUGACCAAACUGAUGGACAUUAAGGAGCAAUUCUUCUUCCACUGUUUGGCCAAGAAAGGGUUGGCCGAUGCCACUCGGCAAGCCGCGUCGAGUGACUCGGCCGAGUUACAUUUGCCCGAGUGUCUGAGGCAGAUGCUCGAGCCUCUGUCCAGUGUGAAGCAGCGCUCCAAGCUUGCUCUGGAUGAACUAAAAACACUUUUCCCGCUCAAACCGGUUGUCAAGAAGAUCAGAACGAUGAAUGAACCGAAUGAGGUUGAGCCAGCCGUCAAGUCGGAGCCGCUCACUGAUGUCGACAUGGCACAAGUCACGGACAUUUUCCAGUCGACCCUGUCAGCUGUGGGCAGUGUCACGCCGGUCCAGGAUUUCCUCACGCUCCUCAAGAAACCUCACGCUGACUUCGACACGCUGUGCGAACAGAUGCAGACGGUAAUUAUGGAUCUGCUGGUGAGAGCGUGCGAUGCGGACAUGCUGGAGAAGCCUUGCUCUGCCUUGAAAUGUCUGCGACAGGCCUGUCUUGAGCAGAAGAAAACAGCUGAUUUCAACAGCUGGUUGCACAAGGUGAAGGAGACAGCUGUCGAGAGUCAGCUGACCGACUUCUGGAGUGUUCUCAAAAAAGAUAAUCUUGGCCUUAUCACUCGCGAAGAAAUGCCCUACAGUUUCUAUUCCAAAGAGGAAGGAGAAGAGUUCCUAGAUUUCAAUGUUAAAGUUCGCAAGACCGAUGGAUCCGAUGAAGAACCCGAUUAUGAUGCUAUGCUCAUGGAAAUGUGAAAAGUUUAUUCGUCCAUAUUACUCCUCAACAAUAAUACAUUUAUGUAUAUGAAUAAAAUUACUAUAAUUUAUUCAUCCAUUGGUCUCCAUGAGAGGUGAAAUAAAGUUGAAUAUACUUUCGAAAAAAUCCCAAGUGCCGGUUGCACAACAGCCGGUUAAAUUUUAACCGUGAUUAAUUCCAAGAGAACCAAUCAGAGUGGCCAUCUUUUCAAAAACGCCUUCUCUGAUUGGUUUUCCUGGAAUUAAUUACAGUUAAAAUUUAAACGGAUUUUGUGCAACCGGGCAUAAACUUUGAAUUCAUUAUAAUCUAAUUCAUGUACCAUAAUAAUUAACGCUCAGCCUAUGUAAUGUUUUCACAAUGUGAUAUAACCUUAUUAUUUUCAGUUAAAGUUUAAUCUCUGUAUGUAGAUAUUGUAUGUUUUGAAACUUGCAUAUUUUCCCAUGUAUUGUUUGUUUAAUUACAAGAAUAAACUAUUUUUGCAACUAGU
This is a messenger RNA of Nilaparvata lugens (brown planthopper), 2828 nucleotides long. Its product is annotated as X-ray repair cross-complementing protein 5-like. The transcript has 15 exons. Gene Ontology annotation, cellular component: nucleus; Ku70:Ku80 complex. Gene Ontology annotation, biological process: telomere maintenance; DNA recombination; double-strand break repair via nonhomologous end joining. The record is from RefSeq and is a predicted model, not a curated record. The coding region runs from base 481 to 2340 and encodes 619 amino acids. NCBI's taxonomy places the organism in Eukaryota, Metazoa, Arthropoda, Insecta, Hemiptera, Delphacidae. Gene Ontology annotation, molecular function: double-stranded DNA binding; damaged DNA binding; telomeric repeat DNA binding.